This is a messenger RNA of Cuscuta europaea, 1759 nucleotides long. The record is from the annotation of a GenBank genome assembly. NCBI's taxonomy places the organism in Eukaryota, Viridiplantae, Streptophyta, Magnoliopsida, Solanales, Convolvulaceae.
GUGCAGUUUUCCCUACACCCCAAUCUAAAACACCAGCCGUCCUUGAGUUCUCAAAUACCAAAAAUGUCAGCUUCCACAUUUUUUGGCUCUUACGGAGCUUCCAUAUUCCGGAACCACCUCUACCGCUGCCCACGCAUUGCAUCCCCUUUCCCCUUCGCCAAACCAAUCGUAUUGUUACGCGGCCACUGUUCGUCCGCAUCCGCGGCUGACUGUGUCCUCACAUUUCCAGUGGAUAGUUCUGAAAGUGAUGUCAAUGUUCGGCACCCUUGGCCAGAAUGGAUAAAUUUUGUUGACUGUUUGAAGACCAAAGGUUACUUACCUAAAAGCUCCGACGCUUCUUCUUCUGUUGUUACCAUGAGCGAAGGGAGUGGUGAUGUGUCUGUUUAUAGAGAAACGAAUAUAUUGAAGAAUGCUUAUCUAAAUUUCGCUCGUGACCGUUUUGAUAUUUUGAGAAUGUUGCCUACCCAUGAUAUGCAAGCAGUGGUUGAAAAGGGAUGUCCUAAUCUAUUUCGGAAGGCUGUUAAUUCUGCAAAAAGGUUGAGAGUGUAUCUACAGCUCAAUGAAAGACAUGCAUGUGGUGCGUGCAGUUUGCAGGGAUCAUGUGAUAGGGCUAAUGUAAUAUUAAAAGAAUCUGAAGGAUCUGCACGUACAGUUGAUAUUGUACGUCUACUAGUUUUGUAUGCGUUGGAUCCACUUGUAACAUCACAGGAGGAGAAGCCUCCUCUGAGAAGAGAACAAAUUGAAGCAUCUGUUAGAAAAUUGCUGUUGGAGUUGGUUGAGCUGAGUGACACACCAAUAGACCCUAAACUAACAAAGCCUAUUCACAUAACUUCUCCUGAAAUGGAACGAAGUACUGGUUCCAUGGUUGAUGAAGGCUUGGAAAGUGAUGAACUACAUGAACACUCAACGGGUCACAAGAAUAAGUUUAAUUUAGCAAGUUAUGGAAACAAUCCAAGGAUAAGUACACGAAAAAAGGCAGACAGGAACAAUGUUAAUAUGAAAAAAGGAGAUUGGAUAUGCUCCAAGUGCAACUUUAUGAACUACGCCAAGAAUAUGCAGUGUUUGGAAUGCAAAGCAGAGGCAGCAAAAAGAUUUUUUGGUGAUGAUAUUGAAAUGCGAAAAGGAGAUUGGAAGUGCAUAAAAUGCGAGUUCAUAAAUUUUGCCAGCAGAAGUAGCUGUAGAAUGUGCACUGAGCCACAGCCCAGUCAACAACCAAAUCUAAGUGAGGACAGACCGAAGAGAUUACUUGGUAUUAAUGAUACUGAAAUGAGAAAAGGAGAUUGGAAGUGCACAAAAUGCGAGUUCAUUAAUUUUGCCAGCAGAAGUAGCUGUAAAAGGUGCACAGAGCCACAGCUCAAACGUGGGUUGAAUCCCGGGGAGUGGAAUUGUCCCUCAUGUGACUUCUUGAAUUACAGAAAAAACAUGCUAUGCAAGAAGUGCAAUCAUGAGCGUCCCAGAGAAUUGCAGACUGAGAAACGAUACGAAGAGCAGCUAUGGAAGAAGCCUCCUUGUUAAGUCGUUAUACUAAUACUAUACAGGGCUCCGUAAUAUAUAUGAGCUGAAAUUUUACUUGUGAUUUUUGUUGGAGUUCGAACGGGCGAUAAUUAAAUUCUUAGAUACUUAAGGAUCGUGUAGUUCACUUUGUGAAUUAAUAUUUCUCACAUAUGCUCGAGUUAUAAGAAAUUCAAUUUAGGAUAGUGGACACCCAAGAGUUUAGCCACAAUUAAGGAGCAUAAACUAGUGAAUUUCUGCAAUGGCG